AUGGAUUCUCUAACAAAAUCAAUCAAUCAAUUUGCCCUGGAAUUUAGCAAAAAGCUAGCUGAAUCUGCUGAGGGUAAAAAUAUUUUCUUUUCUCCUUGGGGCAUCUCAACUUCCUUAGCCAUGGUGUAUUUGGGCACCAGAUGUACCACAGCAUCCCAAAUAGCCCAGGUUCUUCAAUUUAACAGAGAUCAGGACAACAAAUCUUAUCCUGAAGGUGAAAAGAAAAGAAAAACGGACUUCACCUUGGGGAAGGUUGAAGAAAUACACUCCGAUUUCCAGACACUCAUCUCUGAAAUCAACAAUCCCAGUAAUGCCUAUAUACUUAAAACAGCCAAUGGGAUAUAUGCAGAAAAAACAUACCCAUUUCUCAAUAAAUAUUUAGAAGACAUGAAAGCAUACUUUGGUGCAGAGCCACAGCCUGUGAACUUUUUGGGAGCUUCUGACCAAGUCAGAAAGGAGAUCAACUCUUGGGUUGAAAGCCAGACUGAAGGAAAAAUCCCAAAUCUCCUACCUGAUGAUGCUGUAGAUUCUGCAACCAGAAUGGUCCUGGUGAAUGCCCUUUACUUUAAAGGAACCUGGGAACAUCAAUUCUUAGUCCAAGACACCACAGAAAAGCCUUUCAGAAUAAACAAGACUACAAGCAAACCAGUGCAAAUGAUGUCGAUGAAAAAAAAGCUUCCCGUUUUUCACAUAGAAAAGCCACAAGCAAUCGGCCUUCAACUUUACUAUGAGAGUCGGGCCCUCAGCCUGUUCAUACUGCUGCCAGAAGACAUCAGUGGGCUGGAUCAGCUGGAAAAGGCCGUCACCUAUGAAAAGCUGAGUGAGUGGACCAGUGCAGACAUGAUGGAGAUGUAUGAUGUGAAGCUGCACCUUCCCAAGUUCAAGCUGGAAGAGUCUUAUGAUCUCAAGUCAGCCCUAAGCAGCAUGGGGAUGAGCGAUGCCUUCAGCCAGAGCAGGGCUGAUUUCUCUGGAAUGUCCCCAGGGAAAAACCUAUUUCUGUCCAAUGUUUUCCACAAAUCCUUUGUGGAAAUAAAUGAAGAAGGUACUGAGGCUGCAGCUGGUAGUGGGAGUGAGGUGGGUUUUCGAAUCAGACUCCCAUCCAUUGAAUUCAGUGCAGACCACCCAUUCCUCUUCUUCAUCAGGCACAACAAAACCGAUAGUAUUCUCUUUUAUGGGAGAUUCUGCUCCCCCUAA
Messenger RNA from Pipistrellus nathusii (Nathusius's pipistrelle), 1194 nucleotides. Lineage: Eukaryota; Metazoa; Chordata; Mammalia; Chiroptera; Vespertilionidae. The record is from the annotation of a GenBank genome assembly.